AUGGAGUUUAAUCUAACUACGUAUUUUAAUGCAUUUGACGUAGAUAAAGAUUAUGAAUUAAAUUUUUCAGACUUGAAUAAUAAAUUAGAAAGCAUAACUGAAUUAUUAGCAAAUAAUCCUGAAUCAGUAAAUCAUAAUGAAGAAUUAAUGGAAGAUUUAAUUGAGUUAAGUCAUGGUUAUACGCAUUUAAAUGAGAAACAACAGAAACAAUUAACAUAUUUAAUAACUUCAUCAUUUAGUGCAGUUGGUCAACAAAUAUUAAAUCAAAUAAAUAAUGAAGAAUUUCUUGAACAUAUCAAUUAUUAUAAAGAUAUACUUGAAAAAUAUGGUUAUUUAACAUUUGUUGUCUUAAAAUAUAUCAGUAAAGAAGAUUUUUCAGUUAUUGGAAAUGCAAAAAGUCAAAAAUCAAUACCCAGAGAAACUCUUGCAAAAUGGAAAAGUAAUUGUGCAGAAGUUGAAUAUUUCUUAACUUGCAUUUUGGUCAUUUUAAAAAUUGAUUUAAGUAAAAUAUUUGUCACUAAUUCUGAAAGAAAUGCAUAUUUGGAGUUGUUUUCAAGACCGGUUAUAAAUUUAAUGGAAUCACCAGAAAGAAUGAAGAUACAAGGAAUUAAAUUAAUGAUUUUUGAAUUACUUUGUGUAUUAGUUACAAAACAUGGCCAUGGGAAGAUGAUUCAGCAUUCUAUAAUUCAAUGUUUGACUUAUUAUGCACAUUUACCACAAUAUAUGGCUGCAUUAUUACAUAAAAUGUCCGAAGAAUAUCAACAUACAUCAUUAACUGAAGAAGUAUUAAGAGAAAUUGCCCAAACUCAAUUCAGUGCAAAUGAUAAUAAUGGUCCUAAAGCAAUAUCAGAAUUUUUAAUUAAAUUAUCAGAACGUAGUCCAAAAUUAGUAUUGAAACAAAUGAUUGGGAUUCAACAACUACUAGAUAAUAGUAAUCAAGCUUUACGUUGUUCAGUUGUUGAAACUUGUGGUAAUAUAGUUGUUGAUAUUUUGAGAAAUGGUCAAAAUUCAAGUGAAAAUGAAGAAGUUCAUAAUUAUGAACACCAAGUCGGAGUAUUGUUAGAUUUAUUAGAGCAAAGGUUUUUGGAUCAGAACCCCUUUGUAAGAUCUAGGGCAAUUCAAGCAUUGACUAAAGUUGCUGAACUUGAUAUUAAAUUGACUCAAAGAAGACAGAAAUUUUUAUUAUUGGCAGUCAAGUUUUUAAAUGAUAGAAGUAUGUACGUUAGACGUAAUGCAAUUAAAUUGAUCAUUAAAUUGAUUAUGAAACAUCAAUUUCAAUCAGUUCAUGGAAGUCAAUUAGAUUUAGAACCUUGGAAAAUAAGAUUGGAAGAAGCUGAAAAGGAAUUAUUACAAUAUCUACCAAAAAAUACUACAGACGGGCAAGAAGAAGAAGAUAAAGAAGAAGAAGAUAAAGAAGAAGAAGAUAAAGAAGAUAAAGAAGAAAUAGAAGAAAAAGAAGAUAAAGAAGAAGAAGAAGACAAAGAAGUUUCAGAUGACCAAGCUGAAGUUAAAGAUGACGAUGAUAUGGAUGUUGAUGAAGAAGAUAAAGAUUUGGAUGAGGAGGAUUCUAAAUCAGAUGAACUUAAUGAAGAUGUGGAUAUGAAUAAGGAUGACAAUAAUGAGCAGAAUAAUGAUAAUGACAGUAAUGAUAAUGAUGCAAAUAUACCUAAUGAAUCUAAUUUACCAGAUAGAACCGUUUUAGCAAGAGCACAAUUAAAAGCUAAAUAUUAUAGAGAUGCAGUUAAUUUCAUUGAAGCAAUUAUGGAAGGUACUGAAAUUGUUUCAAAAUUAUUAUUUUCCAAAAAUAGAAAUGAAGCUAUUGAAUCAAUGGAUUUUCUAGUGUUGGCAGAUGCGUAUGGUAUUAAUAAUGCUUCUCAAGGUAUUAGAAAAAUGUUACAUUUAGUUUGGACAAAAGGUUCAACAGAUGAAGGUAAAUCAGUAGCCUCACAUUUAAUUGAUUGUUAUAGAUCAUUAUAUUUGACAACACCUGAUUCGGCGUCAAGAUUAGAUAAAGCUACACAUAUAGCUAAGAAUUUGAUACUGUUAACUUUUGAUGCUUCAUUAGCUGAUUUGGCUUCAUUAGAGAAGUUAUUAGGUUUGAUGUAUGAAGGUAAUUAUAUUCAUAGUGAAGUUAUUAAUGUUUUAUGGCAAAUUUAUUCAUUAAAUAUAACAGACAAACUGGACGAAGUUAAACAAGAAUUGAUGAGACAAAAAAGAGGUGCAAUUAUAAUAUUAGGAAUGUUUGCACUUGAAGAUCAUUAUAUUAGUUUGAAUAAUAUUGAUGCAUUGUUGAAAAUAGGUUUGGGUGAAAUAGGUAAAUCAGAUUUAAUUUUGUGCUCGUACACAUGUAUAGCUCUACAAAGGAUUAAGAACAAGAAAAACCCUGAAACAAAGAUAAGGCAAGAGAUUCAAGUAAUGGAUAAAAUCAAAGAAAUCUUAGUUGAAUAUAAUGAACAACCUGAAUAUUAUUUAGUUGCAGAACAAGCCAUUAGUGCAAUUUUCCAAUCUUCAUCAAAUCCGGAAGAAGUAUGUUCAAAAAUAAUAAAGGAGAAAACAAUGUUAGUAUUCAAUGGAGAUUCAGAUUCUCAAAGUGAUGCAUUAUCACAAUUAUUAUUCUUAGUUGGUCAUGUAGCUAUUAAAAUGAUUGUUUAUCUCGAACAACUUGAAAAUCAAUUUAAAAAGAAGAAAAAUUCUGCUGAUUCAGCUAAUCCUGGUGAAAACCAAGAUAAAGAUACUACUCAAGAAAAUGAGUUAGAAAUGAUUGGAGGGACCACCGAAGAUGAUUUUACAGAUGCUGUUGUACAUGUAAAAGAAAAGGAAUUAUUAUAUGGAGAAAAUUCUUUAUUAGCAAGAUUUGGACCAUUAGUAAAGGAAGUAAUUUUGCAAAAGAAUUUUAAUAUUAAAUUACAAAGAUCGGCAGUUUUAUGUAUGGUUAAGUUGAUGUGUAUUUCAUCAAUUUAUUGUGAAGAUAACUUACCUUUAUUAUUAAAAUUAUUGGAAACUCAUAAAGAUCCAAUAAUUAGAUGUAAUUGUGUUUUAGGAUUAGGUGACAUGGCUGUUUGUUUUAAUAAUAUAGUUGAUGAGAAUACUGAUUUUAUAUAUAGAAGAUUAACUGAUGAUUCAAUAAUGGUUCAACGUACAUGUUUAAUGACGGUUACAUUUUUGAUUUUGGCUGGUCAAGUUAAAGUUAAAGGUCAAUUAUCUUCAAUGGCUAAAUGUUUAGAACAUCCAGACCAGGGUAUUAGUGAUAUGUGUAAAUUAUUCUUUACUGAAUUGGCAGCUAAAGAUAAUGCAAUUUAUAAUGGAUUUAUUGAUAUUUUUAGUGGAUUAUCAAAUGAUGAUACUUUACCAAAGGUUGAAAUGAAAAGUAUUAUCAAGUUCUUAAUUACUUUCAUUGAUAAAGAGAAACAUCAAAAACAAUUGAGUGAUAAAUUAUUAAUUAGAUUAAAUAAAUGUCAAUCAAAACAUGAAUGGGAUGAUGUUGCAUAUGUAUUAACUACAAUUCCAUAUACAAAUGAGAAUAUAGCAGAAGCAUUGAAAGGUGGUUAUAAAAUUGUUGAAUCUAGGGAAUAA
Molecule: messenger RNA, 3573 nt
Organism: Insectozyma verbasci
Lineage: Eukaryota; Fungi; Ascomycota; Pichiomycetes; Serinales; Debaryomycetaceae
Source: the annotation of a GenBank genome assembly